ACGGGGAACUUACUUUUGUCGGAGCACGUGGUCCAGGCUUCGCGCCGUUUGAGUCUCGUGCGGCUUUUCAGGGAAGCGAUGGAAUUUUAAGGACUGACUACAACAACAUCGGAGGUUCUUACUGCAAUUAACAACGAAAGAUUUGUCUUAGCCGGGCUUUUAUAUAUUCUCUAUCGCAAUCCAUAUUAUUUGACUAGCUUAGCCGACCGCCUACGGCAGCGAAGCGGGGCGGCGGGGCGAUAAACAACGCGAGCCACUCGGAUAGGGGCGAUAGGGGCGUUCCCUGGCGUUCCGCCAGGGGCUGGAAUGGCGCUGUAGUCAGCGGCGAAACUUGGUUUCAGGAAAGUCCCGAAGGUCCCGAAGCCGAACACUGGUCCCGAAUGAGGAAGUUAGCACUUGACGACACAGUGGUUGACGAUGCCUCCGCAACAACGCCCGGCGCUGCCGCCCGAUGCCUUACCGACGGUCUUCCAAUGCCGCUGGCAACUCUGGAGAUUCGCCUUGAGCCACCACUUUCCAGAGAUCUCCACGGCCAAGGAAGCAUACCGCUUUCUCAACGACAUCGGUGCCUACGCCAAUCUGCCCCGGUUUUUCAAGCCGUGUACGAAAAGCGACGGCCAGUCGUGUCAUCUGCUGGACCAGCUCGACAUCUGGAACCAUGUUCUGCAAGAGGUGGGCAUGCUGCUUGAGGAAGUGGCUCCAGAGACACUCAGCGUCGCUCCACAGUGCAGGGCUUCUGACGGCCUCGCAACGGGAUGGGUGCUCCAUCCGUUGGAAAGGAGCACCCCUCCCAAUGGAUGGGUGCUCCUUCACUGGCUCUUCAAGGAACAUCGCUGCAUUGCGAACCUACAGCUCUUCAGUCCCAACGAACGUUCCCAGCUCCCUCUGGGCGACGCACUGAGCCAGAACUCUGGACUGAGGACGCUGACGCUGAGUUAUGAGACAAGCGAAGAAGAGCUCGAGAUUAUCUACUCCACCAUAAGACGUUGGACAAUGCUAGAAAGCUUGAACAUCUGUGGACUGGCGCUGUCCAAUGACACUGCGCUGCUACUGGAAACCUCCCUGGAGAGGCUACCGUCGCUGAGGUCUCUGGAUGUAUCUUUCUGGAGCAUGGCUCCUGCCUGCGAUGCUGAGCUGCUUAAGGGUGUGUUCGAGAGGAUGUCGGCAAUGAUAUUGCUCUCCUUGUCCUACACGUUCACACCGCCAGACGUUGAAUUGGUGCUCCGCUGCCUGGGACCCGGUCUGUCCAAGCUCAGCAUGGGUGAGAGUUGUCCGCUACCCCCGGAAGGAACGGUCUUCCAAGAAUUUCUUACUGGCAACACCGUCUUGAAGAACCUGACCCUGGUCCAAAAGAUGCGGCCCUGGUCCAAAAGAAUGGGCAAGCUCGAUAAUGUUUUCAAUGGUCUUCUUCUAAAUCAUAACCUCGAGGAACUGCACCUUUCGGGCUUUGGCCUCGAAAAUCCCACGAUGGAACUGCUUGCAGAAGCUGUGGCGGGGCACAGCACGCUGAAGAUAUUGGAGGUAUUUUCUUUUGACGAGUGCUGGAAGAUGGAUGGUACGCCGCUUGCAAAGAUGCUGGGUCAGAACAAGAGCCUUCAAGAACUAAACUUCCAAGUGGGCGAAGUUGCCUGCUACGGUGCAUUCGCCGAGGCAGUUCGCAAGAACACCACGCUGAAGAAGCUGUCUCUCAACCUUGUCCAGUUAGACGACUUGGCUGAAAUCUUUGUCUACAGAGGGUUUCUGGAGGCACUGUCGUGCAAUGGAACGAUCCAGCAGGUCACGCUGGGAAGCAUUUACUCUGUUUUAGCCAGCCAGUUCAGCGAGCUUCUCCGUGAGACUGGGACUGAGAGAAGGGUGACCUUUGAAGUCGACUUUUCAAAUGCCGAUUUGUUUACUGAGGCUCUGGAGAAAUGCUCAGGACUCGCCAAAAUGAGAUACUCGGACUGCUACUCCGAAAUCCCUGUGCCCCCAAGUGCAUAUCGGCACCUCGUGCGCUAUUACUACCUCGAGCGCCUAGACAUCACCCUCUUUCAUCACCCGAUGGAUGAUGAGGCAGCGACUUCCCUGGCUGAAUUUCUUGCAUCUACCAGAACCCUGCAGUCUGUCCAUCUCCGAUUCCACACUUCACCGGCGGCCACACAUGCACUCUUAAACAGCAUCUCGUGCAACAGGAGCAUCUCAAGAUUGCACAUAUCGACCUGGACUUUCAACGAACUGAACGCCAACCUGUUGUGGCAGAUCUUGAGGAACAGCGACGUUCUCAACUACAUCUGGCUGUGGCUUGACUGUAACAGCGAUUUCCAGGCAAUGGACCAGUUUCCUGAACGUCUGCUAGACAACCACAGCCUGCUCUCUGCACAUUAUAUGCACUGUCAAGGUCCCGAGUCGAAAGUCAGGGACGUGAUGCGGCGGAACUUGUCGACUCUGUACCGUGCGGUGAUGUUUGUGAUGGGUUCGCGUGGGAGGCGCUAUGCCGAGGCCUUUGAGCGCGUCUCGAAGAGCCCAGCUUUGGUCAGGGAAGUGCAGAAGUAUGCCUCCGAAUCCAAGGAAGAUGCCAAGGAACGGGUCAGGUGUGCCAAAGUAUACCUGAACCAGCACUUCAUGGUGGCAGCUGGUGUUGUCAAGGACGCUGUUACGUGCACCGGGAAUGGACGACUCCAGCUGGAUCAGAUUGGCUUGGACAGCUGGCUCCACAUCCGACGCUACCUCAAGGUGGCCGAUAUCAAGGAACCCACUGACCAGCCAUCAUCGUCCCGUCACCUCUAUGAGAGGUGUCGAUCGAGGCGUUAGAUGGGUAAAUUCCUUGUGGCUCUUUUUUUAUAAUUUUUAUUCAAAA
This is a messenger RNA of Ixodes scapularis (black-legged tick), 2836 nucleotides long. RefSeq lists its product as uncharacterized. The transcript is spliced from 2 exons. The coding region runs from base 418 to 2790 and encodes 790 amino acids. NCBI's taxonomy places the organism in Eukaryota, Metazoa, Arthropoda, Arachnida, Ixodida, Ixodidae. The record is from RefSeq and is a predicted model, not a curated record.